GUUCCACGUGAGCGCCUGCGUUUCUCCUCAAACCUAACGAUGCCGCCGGAGCGGAGGAGACGAAUGAAACUGGACCGGAGAACCGGAGCGAAGCCGAAGCGGAAGCCCGGAAUGAGGCCGGACUGGAAAGCCGGAGCGGGGCCAGGCGGGCCUCCCCAAAAGCCUGCCCCUUCAUCCCAGCGGAAACCGCCGGCCCGGCCGAGCGCGGCGGCCGCUGCGAUUGCAGUCGCGGCGGCGGAGGAAGAGAGACGGCUCCGGCAGCGGAACCGCCUGAGGCUGGAGGAGGACAAACCGGCCGUGGAGCGGUGCUUGGAGGAGCUGGUCUUCGGCGACGUCGAGAACGACGAGGACGCGUUGCUGCGGCGUCUGCGAGGCCCGAGGGUUCAAGAACAUGAAGACUCGGGUGACUCAGAAGUGGAGAAUGAAGCAAAAGGUAAUUUUCCACCUCAAAAGAAGCCAGUUUGGGUGGAUGAAGAAGAUGAAGAUGAGGAAAUGGUUGACAUGAUGAACAAUCGGUUUCGGAAGGAUAUGAUGAAAAAUGCUAGUGAAAGUAAACUUUCGAAAGACAACCUUAAAAAGAGACUUAAAGAAGAAUUCCAACAUGCCAUGGGAGGAGUACCUGCCUGGGCAGAGACUACUAAGCGGAAAACAUCUUCAGAUGAUGAAAGUGAAGAGGAUGAAGAUGAUUUGUUGCAAAGGACUGGGAAUUUCAUAUCCACAUCAACUUCUCUUCCAAGAGGAAUCUUGAAGAUGAAGAACUGCCAGCAUGCGAAUGCUGAACGUCCUACUGUUGCUCGGAUCUCAUCUGUGCAGUUCCAUCCCGGUGCACAGAUUGUGAUGGUUGCUGGAUUAGAUAAUGCUGUAUCACUAUUUCAGGUUGAUGGGAAAACAAAUCCUAAAAUUCAGAGCAUCUAUUUGGAAAGGUUUCCAAUCUUUAAGGCUUGUUUUAGUGCUAAUGGGGAAGAAGUUUUAGCCACGAGUACCCACAGCAAGGUUCUUUAUGUCUAUGACAUGCUGGCUGGAAAGUUAAUUCCUGUGCAUCAAGUGAGAGGUUUGAAAGAGAAGAUAGUGAGGAGCUUUGAAGUCUCCCCAGAUGGGUCCUUCUUGCUCAUAAAUGGCAUUGCUGGAUAUUUGCAUUUGCUAGCAAUGAAGACCAAAGAACUGAUUGGAAGCAUGAAAAUUAAUGGAAGGGUUGCAGCAUCCACAUUCUCUUCAGAUAGUAAGAAAGUAUACGCCUCUUCGGGGGAUGGAGAAGUUUAUGUUUGGGAUGUGAACUCAAGGAAGUGCCUUAACAGAUUUGUUGAUGAAGGCAGUUUAUAUGGAUUAAGCAUUGCCACAUCUAGGAAUGGACAGUAUGUUGCUUGUGGUUCUAAUUGUGGAGUGGUAAAUAUAUACAAUCAAGAUUCUUGUCUCCAAGAAACAAACCCAAAGCCAAUAAAAGCUAUAAUGAACUUGGUUACAGGUGUUACUUCUCUGACCUUCAAUCCUACUACAGAAAUCUUGGCAAUUGCUUCAGAAAAAAUGAAAGAAGCAGUCAGAUUGGCCUGUUGUCUUAACAGAACGGAGGCAAUUCUCGGGUUUUGAAAGUAAGUUGAACUUGAAAAUUAAAUUGUAUAAAAGUAUUGUAAUUUAAAUAGCUAGGUAGUACCUUUGAAUAUACCCUUUGUGUUAGGAAUCCGCAGGACCACCUCCAGGUUUGGUGGCUAACGAGAGAUGACUUCCAGGACUCUGCAUAUGUUCAUUGAACUCAUGGCUAAAAUGUAUUGCAGUGGAAAGGAUACAAAGCAAAAUCAGCAAAGGGAAAGGGUACAUGGAGUAAAGUCCGGAGGAAACCUUCUAAGAGUCCUCUUCUAGUAGAGUCACACAGGACAGUUUAAUUCCUCCAGUAAUGAGUUGUAACAACAUGUGUUAAGUGUUUUCUACCUGGGAAGCUCAUUAGAGACUCAUUGCAGAAGGUUUUUAUUGGGACUUCAUAUAGGGUACCCUCUGCCUAGCAUGUACCAAAAUUCUAGAUUCCCAGAAGAAAAGCCAGGUGUUUAGCAUAAACCACAUUGUUUGUACAAACAGUUUAGGCACAGUGAGCUACCCAUAUCAUUUAGGGAAAGUUUCAUGCCAGUAUAGGAACUGUGUGCUAGUCAAAUUCUCCGACACUAUGCAGUGGCCACCCUUGUAAGCAGACCUUUCUGU
This is a messenger RNA of Homo sapiens (human), 2187 nucleotides long. RefSeq names its product UTP18 small subunit processome component (gene UTP18). NCBI's taxonomy places the organism in Eukaryota, Metazoa, Chordata, Mammalia, Primates, Hominidae. Gene Ontology annotation, cellular component: nucleolus. The coding region runs from base 40 to 1584 and encodes 514 amino acids. The transcript has 12 exons. Gene Ontology annotation, biological process: rRNA processing. The record is from RefSeq and is a predicted model, not a curated record.